Molecule: messenger RNA, 1218 nt
Organism: Pogonomyrmex barbatus (red harvester ant)
Lineage: Eukaryota; Metazoa; Arthropoda; Insecta; Hymenoptera; Formicidae
Product: acyl-CoA Delta-9 desaturase-like
Biological process (GO): unsaturated fatty acid biosynthetic process
Cellular component (GO): endoplasmic reticulum membrane
Molecular function (GO): iron ion binding; stearoyl-CoA 9-desaturase activity
Source: RefSeq, a predicted model, not a curated record
AAAUGCAGAUUAGAUAAUCAAUGGUCAGGAAAAGAAAAAAAUUUUAAUGUAGGCGCAAAAUAUAGGAUAAAAGUAAUGAAAAGUGUGAAGGUGUGGAUGAAUGAGUUUGCAAUAUAAGGAUUUCUCAAUUCUAUAACCAAGAAGCUCUAACGACAUAAAGCUCGACGAUAUGGAUUUAAUGAAAGAUGAGGACAUCAAUAAUGACAUCAACGAUAAAAAAUCUAAAAUGAUUAUAUCAAAAAUGUUAAACUUCAAAACUGACAUAAUAUGGUAUAUAGCACUACAACUUUUUGUAUUGCAUGUUGUUGGCAUUUAUGGUUUAUUGACUUUCGACUACAUGAAAAACUUAAUGACCACAUUAUGGAUACCUGGAAUGUAUCUUAUAUCCAAUCUUGGCUUAUCCGCUGGAGUCCAUCGACUUUGGAGUCACAAGUGCUACAAAGCAAAAUUACCAUUAAGAAUUUUACUUCUAAUAUGCUACAAUUCAAGUGGACAGAAUACGAUAUAUAACUGGGUAAAGAAUCAUCGUAUGCAUCACAAAUAUUGCGAUACUGAUGCCGAUCCUCACAAUAAUCGACGCGGAUUUUUUUAUGCGCACUGUGGCUGGGUGAUGAUGAAAGAACAUCCAGAAUUUAUUAAAAAAGUCAAACAACUAGAUUUAUCGGAUAUUAUGUCAGAUCCUGUUGUAGCCUUCGGUGAAAGAUACGCUUUACCGCUCCAACUUUUCUUCACGAUUAUCCUACCUACGAUAAUACCAGUCUACCUUUGGAACGAAACUUGGAGUAGAGCCAUUAUAUCGCAAAUAUUUAUACGAUAUAUGAUUUCCUUGAAUUUUUUAUGGACACUCAAUAGCAUGGCUCAUGCAUGGGGCACUAAACCAUAUGAUAAAUACAUAACCUCGGUAGACAACAAUUUUAUCUAUUAUAUAACAACUGGAGAAGGCUAUCACAAUUUUCAUCAUGCGUUUCCGUGGGAUUAUAGAUCAUCAGAAGCCGGAAAUAACAAAUUUAAUUACACCACUCACUUCAUCGAUAUCUGUGCAAAAUUAGGAUUAGCGUACGAUCUUAAAUAUCCGUCUGAUGAGCAUAUAAAAAAUGUUAUAUUAAAGAAUGGUGAUGGAACACACCCCAUAAUGUCUGAAGUACCAAGACCACAAUGAGAUAACGUGGUCAAAAUAAAAUAAAAAGCGCACUAUUUGUUUAAUAAAAACAUUACAAU